AGGGCGCCUGGCUGUUGCCAGGGCCGCGGAAAACAAUCAGGUAGGCUCUGCAGACUCCUGGCUGCGAGCUCCAGCGAGCGGUUUGGGGAGCUUAGCUCUGCUCCCUUCGAGUCCGUUCGCUAUGAGCAGCGAGUUCCUGUCAGAGCUGCAAUGGGAAGAUGGGUUCGCCAUCCCCGUGGCCAAUCAAGAGAACAAGAUGCUGGAGGACCAGUUAUCAAAACUACAGAAGGAAAAAUCAAACUUACAAGAUCAGCUUCGGGACUACGAAGAUCGAAUUAAUUCGAUGUCUUCUCAUCUUAAGAAUGUUAAUCAAGAAUUUUUAUUUACUCAGUCUCUUUACAAAGCAAGGGAGAAUGAAAUCGAAAGUGAAGAACAUUUUAAGGCCAUUGCUGAAAGAGAACUGGCACGGGUCAAGGAUGAGAUGCAACAUCUGGAGAAGGAAAUGGAGACCAUUCGGGAGCGCAGGAGUGAUAAGGAAAAUGGCAUAUUUAAAACUACCCAAAAGCUGGAUGGCUUGAAAUGUCAGAUGAAUUGGGACCAGCAAGCGCUGGAGGCCUGGUUAGAGGAAUCUGCCCACAAAGACAACGAUUCCCUUACCCUUGAGAAGUACGCGAAGCAAGAUGAUAACAAAAUCAGGGCACUGGCCCUGCAGUUAGAAAGGCUGACCAUGGAUUGCAAUGAGAAGAGGAAGGUUCUCGACAAUGAGCUCACAGAGACGCUAAGUGCACAGUUAGAACUGGAUAAAGCCUCACAGGACUUCCGGAAGAUUCACUUAGAACGACAGGAGCUCAUCAGACAGUGGGAGAAUACUAUCGAGCAGAUGCAGAGGCGGGAUCAGGAGAUAGACAACUGCGCGCUGAAAUUAUCAAGGAUAAAACAGGAAGCAAGAGAAAAAGAAGUCCUGGUGAAGGAGAAGAUCAAGUUUCUGGAGAAUGAGGUUGGGAACAAUGCGGAAUUUGAGAGAAGAAUCGCUGCUUCCGAGCGUAAAGUGUUAAAGUGCAGGAUCGAAUACCAGCGAAAUGAAGCCAGCAGAAGUCAGCUCAAGGAUGAGCUGGAUACUUUAAAAACCACUCUGAAUAGAACAUCCAGUGAGUUAGAAGCUGUGAGGAAAAACAUUUCCAGAGUCAAGAAGGAUAUCCACGAUGAAGCAGCAAAAUUACAAAAACUUAAACAUCACAAUGAGGUUGUAAAGGAAAAAUUAAAGAAGAUAACGGAGAAGACCAUAUCUGUUGAAGAGAAAGCUACCAGCAUGGAAAGCAUGCUGAAGGAGGAGGAGAAAAGUGUGAAGGAAGUGGAAAUUCAGCUGAACAUAGUGAAAGAUGUGCUAUUUAAGAAAUCUCAGGAGUUACAAAAUGAGACAAUGAAAGAGAAGGCUUUGGUAGCAGAGAUCGAGGGAACCCGUUCCUCCCUGAAACAUCUUAAUCAACGCUUACACAAGCUGGAUUUUGAAACCCUGAAGCAGCAGGAAAUUAUGUACAGUCAGGAUUUUUACAUUCAGCAAGUAGAACGCAGAAUGUCACGAUUAAAAGGCGAAAUUAAUUCAGAGGAGAAGCAAACCCUUGAAACAAAAAUCCUUGAACUUAAGAAGUCACUGGAUGAGAAAAAGUCCACGCUUUCCCUUUUGGAAGUGCAGAUCAAGAAGCUCCAUAAUGACCUCUACUUCAUUAAGAAGUCAGCCAGUAAAAACAGUGAUGAGAAACAGUCUCUCAUGAGUAAAAUAAGUGAACUGCGCCUUUUUGUUGACAGAUCCGAGAAGGAAUUGAACAAAACCAGAGCUAUGAAACAGGAUUUGAUGAUUGACGACAAUCUUUUAAAACUGGAGGUUAAACGCACUCGAGAAAUGCUUCACAGCAGGGCAGAGGAAGUCCAUUCCCUAGAGAAAAGGAAACAGGAGCUGUGCACAGCCAUGGAAGAAAGAGCUGAAGAAAUUAAGGUGCACAAAUCCAUGCUUAGUGCACAGAUAAGAUAUGCUGACCAGCAGCGGCAAACUGUGAAUACUGAAUUGCAAGAACGGUUAAGUAAAAUUGAAAAGCUUAAGAACAGAUAUGAAAUUCUCACUGUUGUUAUGCUGCCUCCUGAAGGAGAAGAGGAGAAAACACAGGCCUAUUACGUAAUAAAGGCUGCUCAGGAAAAAGAAGAACUUCAAAGGCAAGGUGACAGCUUGGAUGCUAAGAUCAACAAAGCUGAAAAAGAAAUCUAUGCACUGCAAAACACCUUGCAAGUGCUGAACAGCUGCAACAACAAUUAUAAGCAAUCUUUCAAAAAAGUGACACCAUCAAGUGAUGAAUAUGGAUUAAAAAUUCAACUAGAAGAACAAAAAAGGACUGCGGAUGAGAAAUACAGAUACAAACAAAGGCAAAUCAGAGAACUUCAAGAAGACAUCCAGAGCAUGGAAAACACUUUGGAAGUUAUAGAACACUUAGCAAAUAAUACCGAAGAGAAAUUAGCAGAGAAACAAGCCUAUUCACUUCAACUUCGUAAGGAGACUGAGGAGCAGAAGCCCAAAUUAGAGCGAGUAAUUAAGCAGUGUGGAAGACUCAAAAGAGAAAUCCGCAUUUUGAAAGAAACAAAUGAGGAAACACCGGAAGAACAAGAUAUUAAACUCCGUGAGAUUAAACACUUUCACAAGGACAUUGAGCAAAUGUUACUUAAUGUCAUGGAAAAUGCUGAAAUCCAUGUUGUUCUUCGAGUAUACUUUGAGCAGAAUGGGUUAGAACUACCCACACCUAAAGUCCCAAGCUCUGCAUCUUCUUCAGAGUCUUCAGUUUCAUCAAUCAGGUCGCUUGAAAGUUCUACCUCUUCAGCUACAGAUGAGACGGUACAGCAAAGCUUGUUAGGGUCUUGGCCAGAAAGCAACAGUCCUAGGGCACCUAGUAAUGGCAAUAACUCCGGCAUGCCUAAAGGAAAAAAGCCCAGCAAAUAAGCUUUUUUUUUUUUUAAGACUCUUGUACAAAGUUUGAACACAAAUGAAAAUCUCAUUAAUUUUUAAGUCUUCCUUCUUUCCAGGUUCCAUUUAUUAACAGUACAGACCUACUAAAAUAGUACCAGAAGUACAGACUAGAAAAAAGUUGUGCACAGUGGCUAUAAGAACUGUUUGAGAAAAGAACAAAGGAAGUUUUCUCUCUUCCCCACUGCUUUAUUUAUAGAGAAGGAAAACUGCAGAACCUUAGCCAGGCCACAUGUUAAAGCACUGAUGUCUGCAGUUAGAUGUUUUAUGAAGUAACAAAUAUUCUCUCAUGAAUAAGAUUUAGUCUAUAUCUCAAUUAAGAAAUUUUCAUUUACUCUAGAUUACAAAAUUACUUUAAAAAAAUUUAAAAAGCAAACAAUCCCAUCCUCAGAUUCUUUUUUUUGGAGGUGGGGUGGACCUGCUGCUAAAGGCUGUUAGUUUGUUUUGGUUAUAAUAUGUAGCCAAAUAUAGCAUCAUUACCACUCCCUCAAGAAAACAUUUAGCAAGAAAAACACUGUACAUGUAUAUGUGGUUACAUAUACAUUUAUCUCUAUAUAUGCUUGCAUAAAGUACAAUGUAAGCUGCUACAAUGCUUCUAUUCUGACCUUGAAAGAACUGAACAUAUUACAUUUACACUUGAGGGAUAUAUUGCAUACUGUAUUUAAAAUUGCUUUUUCCACCUAAUACUUUAUUUCCAGCACGUUGAACUUUUUGGACUAGAGUGGGAAAUAAUACUAUAAAGCUAGAUUUCAGAUACAUUAGCAUUACGGUAUGUAAUCAGCACCUCCUUAAAUCUUGGAAAAGUAUUCAUUACAGCAGCGACUGCUGUAAGCAACCACGGAACCACUGCUCAGCCACUUCUGAAAAAGCAGUAGUGGUUGUUUCUACCAACGAGCACCUUUAAUUUAGAGAUAGGAAGGUAUAGUUAAUUCUAGUAACUAGAAAGCCUAAGAAAACCAUGGGCACUUUUUGGUUGAAACGUUGCCUAAAUGCAUGACAUGUUUAAGAUCUAAAACUGAUUAAUACUAUCAUAAUUUUGUUCACCAAUGUUUUGAUUCUCAGUCAUGUAUUAUUAGUUUGUAAGUUACUUGGAACUUAAAAAAUUAAACUUUGUUUGACGAAGGCAAGGUUUUGUUUCUUGCUAGGGAGAAUGCUUUUCUAUGCAUUUUCUUGUAAUACAGAGAUGAUUAACGCAGGCUUUUUAAAGUAACACAUAAAUAACAUAUAAGCAAACCACACUGACCUUGAACGUUGUAACUGCACGUACAGAGCUAGCUUCUACCUAUUGGAGUCACUUCUGGAAUGGCCAGCAUCCAAGUUUACAUUUAAUCACUAUACUAACUACAUGUAAUAAUGCUAAUGGUAAGACAAAGGAUUACCCCUCUGUUUGCAGAUCUGGAGUUAACAGUCCGAAUCCACAGUUCUUCUCAUGGGAACCAAGAUAACUCUAGCCAGGGUACAUACAAACUAUGGAUAUAUUAAUGUGAAAGAAACUACCUGAAGACAUCACGUAGGAUCAGUUUAAAUCUCCGAUAUUUUUUCCUGAGACGACUCCUUAAAUAUCCCAAGGAACUGGAUGCUCACACUAGCGUAGUUUGCUUAAAUUAGUAUGUCCUAGGAAAAGAUGUACUUUCUAAAUUCUGGUAGCUUAACCCCCAAGGCUCUACCCUAAGGGUUAUGUAAGAUGAUACGUGCAAGGUUAUAAGGUGCACUAGAGAUUCUCAAGGAUCAAGGGGUGUGUAGGAAGGUAGUUUUCACUCUUAACAAUAACUCUCCCGCACCUCCCAGCUAAGCAUACAGUAUUCUUUAAGAAUUUCUUGGUACUGGGCUAGCAAAAUGGCUCAGUAGAUAGAGGUACUUGCUGUCAAGUCCAAAUUUCUUUCCUGGGACCCAUUAGGUGAAGAAGAAACUCAAGUUGACCUCCAACCUGCAUGUAUGUGGCACACAUAAUCACCGCCCUUGCUCUGGCCCCCCAUAAUAAUAAAAAUAAUAAUAAUAAUAAAAAGUUCCUUGGUGCAAAAACUAAUGUUGAAGUGAUUAUGCAAUUUAUGCUAAUGUUCUUAAGGUUUUUUUUUCUCUAUUAUACUAUAAAACAAGUUUCAGAUUUUACAGUAGUUUUCCACCACUAUAAUUUGGUACAAAUAGUACAGU
Molecule: messenger RNA, 5098 nt
Organism: Meriones unguiculatus (Mongolian gerbil)
Lineage: Eukaryota; Metazoa; Chordata; Mammalia; Rodentia; Muridae
Gene: Ccdc39
Product: coiled-coil domain containing 39
Exons: 20
Coding region: 122-2923 (933 amino acids)
Biological process (GO): inner dynein arm assembly; cilium movement; cilium-dependent cell motility
Cellular component (GO): axoneme
Source: RefSeq, a predicted model, not a curated record